AUUUAAUACAGUGAGUUCGAUUAAACGCAAUAAAUUUAAACCGGAGGCAAAACCAUCAUUCGACCAGUAUUAUGCUACGGGGCAGAAUCAUGGACGCUGCAAAUCUUCGAAAGAAAGAUUCUAAGAAAAAAACUUUGAAGCAGUAAAAGAUAAGGACGUGUAGCGUAUAAGGUGGAAUCAUGAGCUAAACCAACUUGUAAAAGCUUGGCUAUGUAUGUACUUAUAUGGUAGUAACGAGAAUGGACAACAGGAGAGCGUAGAAGAAAAUUAAAGAGGCAACAGCAUUCACCGCUAAGCUAGAGAAAGACCGCGAUCAACAUAGAUUGACAAACACGCGGAAGGUAUGAAGAAGUUUGGUAUAAAAUUUGGCAAUAAUCUGCAAAUAACCGAAAUGUCUGGAGGUCACAUAAACCGCAGGCCAAAGCUCACGAAAAACUGUCGCGCUAAAAGAUAAUAAUUAUAGACAUGAGUUUUUAUUUAGGAACAAAAAUAAAAUAUUCAUUUCAUUUAAAAAUUUAUUAAAAUCAUAUCAUGGUUCGUAGUUUUCCGUACAAGGGUCUGCUCAUGAUAUGAAUAGUCACUCCCAAAUACUGCACCGAUUAUUUACUGUUUCUUAACAGCACUAAUACUUGGAAACAAAUAAUAAGCGCUCAUCUAUUGUCACAAAUAUUUCUGGCUUUGAGAGAGAACGUAAAAGAGUAAUAUUUCGCUGCUGUGAGUAUUUUAGCUAUCGUCAUUUCUUUGCGCUUUUGCGCUCUGCUCUCUUUUAAAAAAAUGUACAUGUAAAAGCAACAACAAAGUUAUCGAGUUGAAUUGAUACAAGAGCAAAUGUGGAUACAUACCACAUUAGAGUCGUAUGACCGCCAGGGAUAAAGGGAUACCCAUUUUAUUCCAGUGUGAGCCCAGUGUCUAGUCCAUCUCUCAUGACCGCUAUCUUCAAUGCUAUCAAGUUUUAAUUCACACAUUUUAAAACAAACAAACUCAUUGUCAGAGAUAAAGCGAUGCCCAACUCAUUUCUCACUGGAAAUGAGAACGCAAUUGCUCUCUGUCUAACGCUCUAACUUUUUCAGAGCGACAAAAAAGUAUAAACCAAGAACCUAAAUUGUCAAAUUGUUUAAUGAGCAACUACUUGUGGAAAAACAUUCAUUGUUGAUAUUAAUUAACAUUUAGCAGUUUGUCAGCAUUAGUUAUUAGAGACAAAAUUAAAAUAUUCUUUUCAUUUAACAAUUUAUUUAAAUAAGAUAAGGGAUGUAGAUUUUCCGUGCCAGGGCCUGGCCAAGAUAUGAAUAUAAACUUAAAAAAAGUGCAGCUGACUAAAAUGUUGAUAUGUGUGCCAUUUGUAUAAAAACGCUCGAUAUUUAUCUUAUCACUGCACUAAAAAAUACUGAAUAAUUAGUCAGUGGCCGAUCCAUGGGGGUUUUUGGGGGUCAAAAAUAACAAGAAUUUCUGAACUUAGUUUACGGUCAGCUGCUUGAGAAAAUUUAUAGGAAAAGUUGCAUUUGUAAAGUAAUUAAUAGAUCGAUUUACAAAAACCGUAAUUUUAAUUGAAAUUCAGACGAAUUUCGAAAAAAACAUAAGUAUUCAAAAUAUGUUGGAAAUAAAUUUUUACCUGCAAAUCCCCCCGGAAAAAAAUUCUGCAUCCGCCACUGUUGUUAGUGGUGAAAUAGCAAGCCAAACUGCCUGUAUAUAAAUAACUGAAUUAGACACAGCAUUUCAGUUGAUUCAACGCCGUGUGUUCGAAUAGAUCAAAAUGAGUUUAGCUGGUAAAGUUGUGAUUGUAACCGGAUCAAGUUCCGGCAUCGGUGCCGCCACAGCUGAGGCCUUUGCCAAGCAGGGUUCCAAAGUAGUGCUCACAGGACGAAAUGAAGAAAAUCUGAAAGCUACUGAGAAAGCCUGCAAAGCAGCGAACAACAAUGUGGAACUGCUAGUUAUCCCCGCUGAUGUAACGACAGACGCUGAGAAGAUUAUCAAAACAACAAUUGACAAAUUCGGACAGUUGGAUGUGUUGGUGAAUAAUGCCGGUUUUGGUGAAGCGGGUUCGAUCCUGAAUAUUGACGUCGAUCAAUUUGAUCGCGUUUUAAAUACAAAUUUGCGUGCAGUCUUCCUGCUGACUAAAUACGCCGCACCACAUCUCAUAAAGACCCAAGGAAAUAUUGUGAAUGUCUCCAGUGUCGCAGGAUUGCGUUCAUUCCCUGGUCUUUCGGUCUAUUGCACCUCCAAAGCAGCACUGGAUCAAUUCACAAGAUGUAUCGCCUUGGAUUUGGCGCCGAAAAAUGUACGUGUGAAUUCCGUAAAUCCUGGUUUGAUUGUGACAAAUUUCUAUAAGGGUAUUGGCAUGACGGCGGAAGACUAUGCUAAACAUGUGGAGCAUUCAAAGACUACACAUGCAUUGGGUCGCGUCGGCCAACCCAAGGAAGUGGCCGAUGCCAUUAUUUUCCUAGCUAGUGACAGUUCGAGUUUUAUAACGGGCGCAACUCUGCCGAUCGAUGGUGGCAAACACGCCAUGUGCCCGCGUUAAUAUUUCCUUUAAAUGUAAUUUAGUACUUUUAAACAUAUAUGUAAAUAUAAAUUUAAAAAAAUUGGUUAAAAAUAAUUGUGUGAUCUAUUGAAUUUUUGCGGAAAAUUAUGUAGUUACAUUCAUGUUAAAAAAAAUGAUCAAAGCCAAUUAUAUUGUGAGUACUGUUAGCACUGGAAACCUUUUUCUAUCUUGCUUUGGUUCUAAU
Bactrocera oleae (olive fruit fly) is the source of this 2723-nucleotide messenger RNA. Lineage: Eukaryota; Metazoa; Arthropoda; Insecta; Diptera; Tephritidae. The record is from RefSeq and is a predicted model, not a curated record.